Polyodon spathula (Mississippi paddlefish) is the source of this 4687-nucleotide messenger RNA. Its product is annotated as solute carrier organic anion transporter family member 4A1-like. The transcript has 12 exons. The record is from RefSeq and is a predicted model, not a curated record. Gene Ontology annotation, biological process: transmembrane transport; sodium-independent organic anion transport. Bases 259 to 2451 code for a protein of 730 amino acids. Gene Ontology annotation, molecular function: protein binding. NCBI's taxonomy places the organism in Eukaryota, Metazoa, Chordata, Actinopteri, Acipenseriformes, Polyodontidae. Gene Ontology annotation, cellular component: membrane.
CAGGUGUGGCUCCCCUGGUCUUUUGCGUGGCAACUACAGUACUUCAACUCCCAUUGCAAACACAGCACUGGAAGCAAACCUCAGGUCUUAAUGCGUGAUAUUGUUUUUCAAGUAAAUGGGGGAAUGUUUAACCAAGAAGUGGAAAUGAAAAACCCAAGUUAUCUGUUUGAAUGAAAAAGUCAGUGUGAAACAGGAGGUUUCUGUUUUUUAAACCAAACUCAGUGCCAUCGACAUUCUCCUAAUAACCGGAUCAGUGCAAUGCCACACCUAACUGCAGACGCUUCUUUCAGCUCCAGACUGGAGCUGCUCGACCUCAAUGACAGCCCGGUGAACGUGGUCAGGUUGUCUUUGGAGAUGCCCAGCCCGGAGGAGCCACCGGGUGGCUCGACGGGCAAUGGAGCUCUGGAUCUGGAAUUGCCAAGCCCCACCAUUGACACUUCUCAGACUAAAGUCUUCUGCGACGGCAAGCUGGAGAGCCAGCAUGAAAUCAAAUUCGUGCCUACAGAGACAGAGGAACUCUGUGGAUGGGGUGCCCUGAAGCCUCGCUGUAUCCAGGUGUUCAACACCCCCAAGUGGGUGCUCUUCUUCCUCUGUUUUGCCUCUUUUCUGCAAGGCAUGAUCGUCAACGGCUUCAUCAACACCGUCAUCACCUCCAUCGAGCGUAGGUUUGACCUGCGGAGCUACCAGUCCGGACUGAUCGCCAGCUCCUACGACAUUGCCUGCUGCAUCUGCCUCUCCUUCGUCAGCUACUUUGGAGGAACAGGCCACAAGCCCAAGUGGUUGGGCUGGGGCGUGGUGGUGAUCGCAAUUGGGUCCCUAGUGUUCGCCAUGCCUCAUUUCACCACCGAGACCUACAAAGCAUCCAUGUCAGAGCAAGCAGGGCUGUGCUCAACCAAUCAGACAGCCCCCUGUAAUGAAAACACCUCCAGCCUCUCUAACUAUAUGUAUGUGUUCAUGCUGGGACAGUUUCUGCACGGCAUCGGGGCCACCCCUCUCUACACACUGGGGGUGACCUACCUGGACGAGAACGUCAAAUCCAGUUAUGCCCCAGUUUAUAUCGGUAUUUUCUACACAUCUGCUAUUUUUGGGCCAGCUGCUGGCUACUUGCUUGGGGGUCUUUUACUCAAAAUGUUUACAGAAUUCCAAGAAACAACGUUGACCCCGGAGGACCCCCUGUGGGUGGGGGCCUGGUGGAUCGGGUUCUUGGGGGGGGGAGCGGCUGCCCUCCUUGUUGCCGUCCCCAUCCUCGGGUAUCCACGACAGCUGCCAGGCUCUCAGCGUUAUGUGGCUAUACGAGACUCAGAAGCUUACCGAAUUAAAGACGGCAGCCAAGAAACAGACCCCCAGUUUGGAAAAUCAGUCAAGGAUAUGCCAAGGUCAAUAUUACUCCUGCUGAAAAACCCCACGUUCAUCUUCUUAUGUUUGGCUGGAGCCACUGAAGCCAAUCUCGUUUCUGGGAUGUCAACGUUCGGACCCAAGUUCCUGGAGUCCCAGUUUAAUCUAAGCUCUUCUGAGGCUGCCACCAUCUUUGGUUACAUGGUGGUGCCAGCAGGGGGAGGGGGCACGUUCAUGGGUGGAUACAUUAUAAAGAAGCUGAAUCUUCGCUGUAGAGGAAUCAUAAAGUUCUGUCUGCUGUGUGCAGUCGUUAGUCUGCUGGCCAUAUUCAUAUUCCUCAUCCACUGUCCCAACGUGCCCAUGGCUGGAGUCACAGACCCAUACUUAGGGGGUCCUGUCUCUGACGGGCCCCUGAACCUCACAGCUUUCUGUAACUCCGAGUGUAACUGCGUCAGGGAGUUCUAUAACCCUGUGUGUGGAGAUGACGGCUACAUGUACUAUUCCCCCUGCCACGCGGGCUGCAGCACCGUCGACCAGAUGCUCACCCAAGCUGGCAAAAAGGUGUACUAUGACUGCAGCUGUGUGUUCAGGAACCUCUCCUCUUCUGUGCCAGGAGGAGCCGUCUCGGGGAAGUGCAGCUCCUCCUGUCAGCACAUGCCCUUAUUCAUGGUCUUCUUUUUCGUCGUCAUGAUCUUCACUUUACUCAGCAGCAUCCCAGCUCUCACGGCCACCUUGAGGUGCGUUCCAGAUAAACAGAAAUCAUUCGCCCUGGGAAUUCAGUGGAUCAUUAUCCGCGCACUAGGUGCAAUCCCAGGUCCGAUUGCCUUCGGUUCAGUCAUUGAUAACUCCUGCAUGUUGUGGCAAGACCAAUGUGGGGAACAAGGAUCCUGCUAUCUCUACCAGAACUCUACCAUGGGCGUGUACACACUGAUAGCUGGGGUCAUAUACAAGGUUUUGGGAUCGUUCUUCUUCUUCAUGGCCCUCAUGCUUUACAAGCCCCCCGAGUCUCCACCGAGCAGCUCUAGAAACACCGACAGUGGGGAAGCAGGGGAGAGUGACCCCCCGGUAAAGGACAGUCCUCCAGAGAUCCUGUGCACUGUAAAUACCAAGCUGUGAACCCCCUCCUCUCAUUCACCUCCACUCCCACUCUGCAUGUCAUGAGUUGGUGGCGUGCCAUCAUUCCACAAGUGCAUAACUGGUGAUACAACUGAAUAAUUUAUCCAGGAGGAGUUUUCAACAACACUAUAUGAAAGUCUUUCAAACGUAUUCUACACUGUGUAAAUACAGCACAGGUGCACUCCACUUAUAACUGAUCCUGUUAGAACCCUUUACAACGUAUUGAGGAGGCCAAGCAUCACGAGUUUUAAUGGGGGUUUACUCAGGUUAAAACAGACUUGUUUAUAACGUACAUACUGUUUAAUACAUAUAGUUUUCCUAUUCCAUAUGCAUGGAACAACAAUUCCAGUUUUGCAUUAGACUAUUUACAUUUCUAUUUUGGUUUUUACUUCCUUUAAAGACUCCAGGUACUCCAAUAUGCACAGAACAAUACCAUCUGUAUUUGAUGCAGUUGCACUUUUGAAAAUAUUUCUUUUACACCUAAUUCCAGGUGACUUCAUGUAAGUUAAUUAUUUUCCAAAGUCUUUUCAGGGGUGUUUAUAUUGCCUGGUGUUUUCCUAGGUCCGCAUGUGAGUGUGUAAUAGCAUUCCAUUAGAGUUCCGCUUUCCAGACUUGCAUAAAAACCUAGCAGGUUACAAAAACAUGAGAAAGAAGUCACUCAAAUCUUUUAAGAAUGAGACAGAGAAAGUUUGACACUACACCACUCCUGCAGCACAUGCACUGCUAAGGACACAGAGCUGCAUCUUCUUACCCUAGCCAUGACUUUAUAACACUGUUCUCUGGCUGUGAUGACAGGUCUGGAUGCAUUUCAGAAUGCUAGAUAAAAUGAACUGCGUUUUGCCCAAUAUGUACAGCACAGAGUGAAGAGAAAAGUUCUUGAAAAUUGGUUUGAAGAGUUGGUACUGUUUUGUUUUUUUGUUUUGUUUUGUUUUGUUUUUUUAAAUUGUAUUUCUUUAGACUAACAGUUCUAAUCAAACACAAUCUUUAAAGACCUCAGAAGUCUCUUCCUCAAUGGAAAUAUAAUGAAACAAUACAAUUGCGAUCAUACAGAAAAAAGCAUUCCAUUCCUAUGGUAACUGAAUGAAAGCAGUUACCAUGACGACAGAAGCACUGAGAUGAACUGAAGUAGUAACUGAGCAUCACUAACAUAGGUUCCAAUGUGAUCGUGACGUAGGAACAGUUCCCAUUACAUAGUGGGUCAGACAGCACUUUUCACUAAAUCUCAGAUUCACAGGUUUAGAAUAACAGAGUCAAUAUCAUGGUAAUACCCAUUCAAAUGCUUUAAAAGAAACCGGAUCAAAAUCAGACGGAAAACAAUGUAUAUUUAAAACAAUAUGUUGCAAAAAAAAAAAAAAAAAAAAAUGAAAUACUAUAUUGUGGUAAUUAACCUCUGCAUAGCAAAAAAAUGUGUAAGUAAAACUACUUAUUUUAACCAAUAAAUGAAACUGUUAUUUUAACUGAAAGACAGAAGUAGGAAUCUGCCAAUAAUAAAUCGAUAUCUCUUGAAUCAGUUAGCUAAAAACUGUAUUGCGGUAAAACAUUUAAAAAAAAAUAGCUAUAACUAGGGAGUUUGGGGGGAAAUGCAUGUUUGAUCGACAUCAAAUCAGAAAUGUUCAGUGGAGAGUAAUAAUGGGGAGAGCACUGAUGUGUGUUUUACAGAGCUGUGGGUAAAUUGCUGGCCAGCUUGAAGGAGGAUUAACUUGAGCCACAAAAGAAGCAGCUUGUAUUGGGAAAACAGUAUUGCACAUUCAAAUUUUUAUUUUAUAUUAAUUGUAAGAUAUUAAUGUUUUGUACUAAAUGUAAAAUGCUUUACUAUAUGAUUUUGUAUGUGAGUUUUUAAUAAAUCAGACUAAACCAUCGAUAUGCACAACACAAGUCUUGCUUGGCAGUUUUAUUUUUUUAGAAAACCCUUUCUUAUGUGUUCAUUGCUGGAGUUCAUGCUAAUCUGUGGCUGUUGGAGAAGCAGCAGGGGGAAUGUUAAUAGUCAGCGACAGGGUGGAGGCUGUUGCCAGUUCACUUAGCAACCAAAAGUUAAUUUCACCAAAUCCUUUCAGAUAAUACCCACACCACCCCUCCGAACACCACAAUCCCACUUACCAUUGCAACUGGAAACAUUACAGCAGCAUGAAAUAUCCCAUCAUUCAUAUUGUUUGCAGUGUAUUGUGGAAGUCUUUGUUUUCGUCUGAAUCUCAUGCUGUUUCAAUGCAUAUCUCUUCUCUCUCUUUUUUCCUGCUGU